Folsomia candida is the source of this 3349-nucleotide messenger RNA. RefSeq names its product protein ANTAGONIST OF LIKE HETEROCHROMATIN PROTEIN 1. The coding region runs from base 218 to 1411 and encodes 397 amino acids. The transcript has 2 exons. NCBI's taxonomy places the organism in Eukaryota, Metazoa, Arthropoda, Collembola, Entomobryomorpha, Isotomidae. The record is from RefSeq and is a predicted model, not a curated record.
UACGUUUGCUUACAAUGAGGGUAUUCGUUAUUUCUUCGUAUCCUUAGUAUCGUAAAAUAAUUUACGAAGCUUACGAUCUAAUUAUGAACGCCCCACACAAAAAACAUCGUAAAAAUUCACAAUUUCAUAAAAAUUAGAUCCUUUUGGCUGUAUUCAUAAAUCGCACCCGAUUUAAGCUUUAAUAAAAAUUAACUAAUCAUCAAAUCUACUUACUACAAUGCCUCGAGUGUCGAAAAAGUUAAAACUAGUUAGUGAUAUUGGGGAAUAUGCUGCAGCUACCGCAAUCCUAACUGAAGAUGAGGGAGAAAUCGACCAGCAAAUUCUGGAAUACUUUGAAAUUAUUGCAGUAAUUCAGUCGCAACGGUGUUCUGUUCCGAGAAUUCGAGUCCCAAAAUCAGAUGAAUGGUACCUCAGUGUGUUGGCCUCGUAUGACGACACUCGGUUCAAGAAAUAUCUUCGUGUCACACGAUUUGACUUUGGAAGAAUUCUGGAAAUGAUUAGAUGCCACUCUGUUUUUCAAGAAGUAACGAAGAAACAAAUUCCAAUCGAAAAACAACUAGCAAUUGCUUUAUACAAGUUUGGAACCAACGGUACAGCGUCAGGAGUAGGAAACGUGGCAGCUUUAUUUGGUGUUGGAGACGGUGGCACUGUGAUGAUGUCAGUUAGACGAGUGAUUAAGGCUCUGCUUCAUUUAAAGAACGAUUGGAUCAAGUGGCCAUCUCAAGAAGACCGGAAGGUUAUCGAAAAUUCAAUGGAAGCUGAGUUGCCAAAGUGCAUCGGUUACAUUGAUGGAAGUCACAUUAAUUUGGAAGAAUCUCCCAACACUGAUCCAGAAUCGUACUUUGACCGGAAGCAAAAUUAUUCUAUUCAGCUCCAGGCCGUAUGUGACAACUCUAGAAAAAUAAUCAAUAUUUUUGUUGGAUAUCCUGGUUCAACACAUGACGCCCGUGUCUUCAGCAAUUCGAAGAUUGGAAAACAUCCCGAACUAUUUUUAUCUGAAGGUCAAUGGAUUGCUGGAGACUCUGCAUACCCGGUCACAGACAAAGUUGUUACUCCCUUUCGCAGGAACUCCAACUUUGGCAAUGAGAGACAAAGAAAGGGUUUCAAUAAAUAUUUCGCAAGUUAUCGGGUGAAAAUCGAGUGUACAUUUGGAGUCUUGAAAGAAACAUUUUGCAGUCUAAAAGAACUUCGUGUGCGCAUCAACGACGAGGGUGGACAUAAACUGGCGUGCGAAUGGAUCUCUGCUUGUUGCAUUUUAUAUAACAUUAUUCUGGAGUCUCUCGACAAACCGUCUGAAGGGGAUGAUUACUUUGAAGACGAGGAUGAAAUAAACCCCCCACAUCAUCAUGUUUACCGAAAUGCAAAACGAGAGGAGAUUUUUUAUUUUGUGAUUAAUAAGUUUGGAUUGUAAUUUUUGUAAAUUAUAUUACAAAGUUUAUUGAGUUGCCACAUUUUUUACGAGUAAACAACUAAAAAUUUAACAAACAAAUUUUUUUAACAAUUCAUUUAAGCCUAUAAGUUAAGUGUAAGACCAAACUAAUUAAUUAUUUUGAACGGGUGUACGUAAUUUGGCAAUUUCUAGCUUGAAUUUCAUCUCUUGAUCAAUUCGAUAUUUUUCCACCUCAAACUGGUUCCGGAUUUUCUCUUGCUCUAGCUCAAACUGUUUAAACUUUACCUCCUUUUCUACUUCAAACUGCUGUUUUUGUAGUUCAAGUUGUAGUUCUUUCUGAUGCUUGUCAAAGUCCCAUUUUUCUCGUUGAAAUUCGAUAUCCGCUUUAUGCAUUUCUUGUCGCAUGAUGAUGAGAUCUGACAACGCUUUUGAUCCUGAGGAGGGGAUCGGCGACCGAGAUUUUCGCUUAGUUCCAGUGCGAAUAAUUGGGUUAUCUUGUGACGGUCCGACUUCUUGAACGUUUGUUAAAUGGUCGUUCAAGUCAAAAAAGUUAUCCGCCGGGACUUGCUGACCGCUGUCAUUAUUUAUUUCAGAGGAAUCCAGAGUGAAUGGAGGGUUGAUGCUGAGCUUCUCUCCAAAUAUCUCGUCCAGAGUAUCAAAAUGAGGGCACAUUUGCUUAAUUGUAUCUGAAUACCGAGAAAAAUUAUACGCUGGCCUAAUCAUGAUAAGAUACUUUAAAUUAAAGCGUAUUUACCCUUAAAGUACUGCUCUCCAUGCUCCGCUAACACUCCUUGGCCCGUCUGACUCCUCCAUGUCAAAGUUUGUUGGUACUUUUUUUUCAAAUUUCCAACUUGAUGAUGAACCUGGGAAGAUGAGCAGUCUGGUAGGAUCACUUUCUGAAGGAGAGUUGCAUAAAAUGAAGUAGCGUUUGGUUUUUCAAUACAUUUCCCUGAUUUUAUGACAUCCACUAAAUGCUGCAAAACAGAUUCGAUUUCUUUUGAAGUCCAACAUCUUCGUGUUUUAGUUGCUGCUUCAUCCCCGAUUUUAGUACUCGCCACUUCUCCUUCUUUUAUUUUUUUUCUCGGUGCCAUUUCUUCUACAAUUGGAUUGUGAAAUUAGUUCGUGAACACUUUUUAAAAUUAGAUUCGUCUUACCUUCUUGAGUUAUUUGGAAGUUUUCAAAUUUCAGAAAAUUUAUUUCACACCGGAUGAAUAAUUUGAAAACUUUUUGUGACAGAUAGGAGUGCGAGAAGGAAAUUAGAUGAGCAUGUAAAAGUGAGAAUUUUCGGCUUUGAACUUACGAAGAAAAAACAAGGGGUCAAGCUUCGUAAACAUCGUAAGCGUAGUAACGCGUUUUUCGAUGAGAAAAUCUUACGAAGCUUACAAAAUCUCGUAAGCGUCGUAAGUUAUUUUACGAUACGAAGAAUACUAAGGAUACGAAGAAAUAAUGAAUACCCUCAAUAUAUUUUUUAACAAACGAAUUUGCCAUUACAUGACUAACAUGACGCAACUUCUGCUAUAAAUAAUUGUCAUUUGUUUUGUGAUCAGACUUACAACUUAAAAUUGACCUGACAAAAAUUGCACUUGAAUAACGAUCCAGUGCACUGAUGAAGCCAUUAUACAUAUAUCAUGCCCUGGUUAACUAACACGAACGAUGAUUGUCCGCUUGAGUUUCAAUUACGAAUAUACGUAUGUUUGAAAAACUAAAUACAAGAUCGAUCAGCCAGCUGGAAGAGUUUUCAAGCACUUGACUGACAUGCAAAAGUGUCAAGUUCAACAGUUUUAUAUAUGUACUUGUUGUUUAGUCAAUGAACUAGAAAAUAUAAGUGUCGAUCUACAUGUACAUACGUAUUUACAAAAGUGAUGACUAAGGUGUGUGUGAGCGCAUGAUAAACUAUUAUCCAGACUAUUUACUACAUGACGAGCAAUGCAUGCAACCAUAUCCCGUUAUUGCACUCAU